UGUCACUAAUUUCUGAAGAGUAGCAAAUAAUGUUAUUUUACCGUCACAAAAUCUCAUAGUACAUAACUGUAAUUUAUUCGGCCUUAGGAUGGGUAUUUAUUCAUCUGUGGUCCGAACUCCGCCCCUAAAAGAUUGAAGAAUUAUUUCAUCAUGUGUCCAAGUUUCAGAGCAGGCAGCUAUGAAGUUCUUAACUCCUGAACAAAAAAAGUUUUAUGAUGACAAUGGGUAUGUGGUAAUAAAUGUUUUAUCCGAAGAGGAAAAAGAUGAGCUUAGUACGGAAUAUGACAGACUUUUCGAGUCAAAAAGGGAAUAUGAGUUGGAAGCUUCAUGGCAGGGGGACUGGAACACCAAGAAAGAAAAAAUGGAAGUGAAGUCUAUCCAUGGACUUCAGAUGCACUCAAGUGUCUUUACACAUUUGCUACUGAACAAGAAAAUGUUGGAUGUCUGUGAAGAUUUGAUGGAAACUCCAAAUAUUUUGUUGCACCAUACCAAGGCUCAUACCAAGCCACCUGGUACUGGCUCACCCUUUCCCAUGCAUCAGGAUUACCAUUAUUUUCCCUUUGAGAAGGACUCUAUGAUAGCAGUAUUCAUCAGCUUGGAUGCAGCAGAUCCGGACAAUGGUGGUCUGUGCGUGUACCCUGGUUCUCACAAGCUAGGACCCCAGGAGGACAUUAGCACUGCUCCAGGAUAUCAUUACCUGAACCAGGACAAAUUCUCCAUUGACAAGGCCACCCCACUCACACUAGAGAGAGGACAAGUUGUGAUCUUCUCGUACCUUCUGGUGCAUGGCUCAUAUAACAAUACAAGUGACCGAGUCCGGCGGAUGUUCCUCAUACAGUUAAUGUCUGCUGAUGAUGUUCCUUCAAAACAAGUUCACCUUUCUGACUGUCAGGGAAUGGUCCUUCGUGGACGAUGCUCAUCCAGGGAGGCAGACAUCAAGAGUCGUCACAGGAAGUAUAUGGAGCAAGAAGAAAAAGCUAAUAAGAUGUAAAUAAACAAUUUGCAUUGUUUUCUUCAGAAUAUUACAUAUUAUAAUUUUAAAACUU
Molecule: messenger RNA, 1046 nt
Organism: Procambarus clarkii (red swamp crayfish)
Lineage: Eukaryota; Metazoa; Arthropoda; Malacostraca; Decapoda; Cambaridae
Product: phytanoyl-CoA dioxygenase, peroxisomal
Biological process (GO): fatty acid alpha-oxidation
Molecular function (GO): phytanoyl-CoA dioxygenase activity
Source: RefSeq, a predicted model, not a curated record